CACCCCCACAUCGCAUGUUGACGGCGCGUCGCAACGCUCCUUCCUCUUCCAGUUGCAUUGUUUAUCCUUCAAUACACGGUUGACAUAUCACCAACCUCGCUAGACAUAAUAGCACGACCGCCUAAAGUCCGCAGCACCUCCGGUCUCCGCAAUGGCCAGCGCGCGUCGAAUCUCAGGGUUCCCCACGCGUACACCGGGCAGCAACGACCGCCCGAGCAGCCGAGACACAAAUAAGGAGGAGAUAUGGAAGCCUAUGCUGGACAGUAUCUCGAGCGGCAAGAAGAUGCCAGAGAAGAGCUUGCUUGUACUAGGUGGAACACCAGAGACACAACGAGAGUUCCUCGAGUCGGUAUCAACAGAUGGGCCGAAUGGAAGAAGACAGCAAGAGCGGGGGAAGAAGCCACCAAUCGCGAAUCAGUUUGCGUUGGGUUACACAUACCAGGACGUACUCGAUACAGAUCAUGAAGACACCCUCGCUCGUCUUUCGCUUUACCUCUUAGCCAGCCCUUCGCCGUCAUUCACACCUCUCAUUCAGCCCUACCUGAACCCUCGGACGAUCCCAAACAUGCUCGUUGUUAUAUUGCUAGACUGGAACCAUCCCUGGUUAUGGAUACGGCAGCUGCGAGACUGGAUAAGAGUGUUACGAGCCCUCAUGCUGUCACUUGACGAUGCCUCGAAGGAUGCACUCGAGGAGAAUACAGCGAUACUGCAGGCUAAAGGGCGCCAUUUGGGUGGGGAGGGAAGCACAUCGAUGGAGGACGUAAAAGUACCGCUGGGGAAAGGCGAAUGGGACGAGACACUGGGAUUACCACUCUGCGUCGUGUGUCAGAACGCUGACAAGAUCGAAUCCUUGGAAAAGGAGCGUGGAUGGAAAGAAGCAGAGUUUGACUUCAUCCUGCAGUAUCUGCGCACGAUCUUGCUAAAGCAUGGUGGUAGCAUGAUUUACACGAUGCCUUCGGCGCCGGGCUCGCUGCAGACGCUCGUUCACUCGACACUAGGCAUCAAGUCACUCCUCAAACAAGACCAGCUCAGACACAACGUCACAGAUCGAGAUCGAGUAUUGGUACCGCCGAAUUGGGACUCAUGGGCAAAGAUCCGCAUCUUGGGAGGCAACUUCGAAGUGGAAGAAAUCAGCGAAAAAUGGAGCAUCGACAUUGAUGUGCCUCGAGAGCGAGCCCAAAGCAAUGGCGAACAAGCAGACGCUGAAAAAAUGGAGAGUGCAGGGGGCUUGAUGACACCAAUCAGUCAGCACGACGAUGACGAUGCCGAUUCAGCAACUGCAAUCUACGAGAAGGAGAUCAGGGACCCGGAAUCCGACUUCCCAGUCUCUGCACUAUCGAAACAGGCCAAUGGUAUUGAGGUCUCGAGCACAGAUCCCCAAGUAUUCCUCACAGAGCAGGCUCACAUGCUCGAACAAUUCCACAGGGAAGACGAGAAGGAAGCCGCUGCCAAGACAGCGCGCAAAGAGGCAGACCCUGCGGCAAGAAACUGGCUGCCAGCAGGUACGAGCAGCGAGAUCGAUUCUGGCGUCGUUGAAGAGCAUAUUGGACCUGUUCAAUUCAACAUGGGUGGCAUUCAAGUGAAUGCUGAUGAGAUGGUAAAGAGGCUGCAAGACCGCGAGGCGAGUCGCUCCAGCGAGCCUAAAGCAACAACGCCAGACGCAACGGAUCCAAAUGCCAUGAGCAACGACAAGCUGAUGUCAUUCUUCUCUGGUCUCAUCAAUAAGGGCGCGAGCAGCCCUGCGAGAGGCACAUAGAUGACAUUAUCAUCUCUCGUCAUUAGUUCUUGUUUUGUUGCACGGUAGGGAUCUCUUGUCUACAUGGUUAUAUACCCACAGCGUAGUCUGCCUUGCAAUUGCACCUGUCACAGUCCCUUGCAUUUGCCUGCCAUCGCUGCGCGAGGGCGCCGCUGCGAAGCAGUGCCCGGAGGGUUCACGAUGAAUGUGAGGCAAGCGUGAUAAUCAACAUACACCACAUAACCGUUCUUGAUGAUUUCGUGGAAG
Didymella exigua CBS 183.55 is the source of this 2002-nucleotide messenger RNA. Its product is annotated as dynein. The coding region runs from base 152 to 1756 and encodes 534 amino acids. Gene Ontology annotation, biological process: microtubule cytoskeleton organization; microtubule-based movement. Gene Ontology annotation, cellular component: cytoplasmic dynein complex; centrosome. The record is from RefSeq and is a predicted model, not a curated record. NCBI's taxonomy places the organism in Eukaryota, Fungi, Ascomycota, Dothideomycetes, Pleosporales, Didymellaceae. Gene Ontology annotation, molecular function: dynein heavy chain binding. The transcript is spliced from 3 exons.